GACCGGGCCGGUCGACCACAGUGUUUUGUUUUCAACAGCUGUCGAAAUAACUGGCCCAAAUUUCGUGACGCUCAUUCGCUUUCCCGUUUAACUUUCCCGACUUCCUAUUCCAUCCCGCACACAAUCUGGCUUCCCGGGACCACUUAUAAUACGCCGUUUGUCGGUUCGACAGCUGUUUGCGAGGCGGUGGGGAAGCUGAUCCGAGGUGCGCGGGCGAGUGUGUGCGUGUGUGUGCAACAAUUGCGUCGAAUGUGCUUUGGCUGUGCACUUCCGCGGUGGUGAUCGUGUUCCGCAGCCAAGCCAAUCACGGUGCGUAAGAGUGAGCGAGACGAAGCGAUACGCCCACCCCACGCAGGAACGCCAGUUGGGGGUUUGGUAGUUAAAAGGCUUGCAGCACCGCGCACCGCAUUACACCACCGUCGGGUACGGUUUACAUCAUCUCUCUCACUCGCGCGCGACACGUUCCGGGUUGACAUGAACCAGGCAUGCAAGCAGCUUGGCAAGCGGCAAACGGCGGACAGUGGCAACGGUUUCCGUCCGAAGAAGUUCCGGCCGGACCAGCAGGUACCGACGAUCGACGAUGGGCAGGGCACGGGGAUCGCGGACGGUGCCGCACCGGAUGGUGGUGCGGUAUUGCUCGAUUGUGAAAUCCCUCGCUACGGUACACUGGUGGAACGGAAGCGUUGCCGGAAGGCGGGUGACUUUGUGCUCGGGUACGAGCUGGGCACGAGUCCGGGUGUGCCACAGACGCAGUAUCUGGCCCGCAAACAGGGCACCAAUGAGUUCUAUCUGCUGAAGAUACUCAGCUUCGAUCCGGAGACGGAAAUAGUGGACAAAGAAACGCUGCAGGGCAAGGUGCUGCUGCACAACGAGUUCACGCUGCUCUCGAUGCUGGACGAUCUGGACGGUGUGAUUCAUCAGCACGGAUUUUUCAGCGAUUACGCGUUCGAGGAGCGUCAGAUCGAGCGGGGCAACGAUGGAACGGUGCAAUCGAUCUACACCGGCCGCAUCCGCCGUCGGUUGAUACUCGUGCUGGAUUGUGUUCAUGCGCACGAAUUCUGUGACGAAUCGUCCGCGUACAUUAGCCUGCAGCGUCACAUCUCGGUAACGCGGCUUAGCGAACGGAGAGCGCUGGGGCUGUUCUACGAGGUAGUGAAGGUGGUCGAACAGCUGCACGCCCGCAACAUCAUCCACCGAGACCUUAAGCUGAACAACAUUGUGCUCGACCGGCGUACGGGGCGCAUCGUGCUGACCAACUUUUUCCUCGGCAAGCAUCUCAUGAACGAGCAGGAAUGUUUGUUCGAUCAGCGCGGCAGUCCGGCGUACAUUUCGCCCGACGUGCUGGGUGGUAAGCCGUACCGGGGCAAACCGUCCGACAUGUGGGCGCUCGGCGUCAUCCUGUACACGAUCGUGUACGGCAAGUUUCCGUUUCUGGACACUACGCCGUCAGCACUGUUCCGGAAGAUUCGUGAGGCGGAUUACACCAUUCCGAGCGGUUUCAACACGACGCAAGAGACAAAAAAUCUCAUCAAAAGUAUGCUGACCCUGAACCCGGACGAUCGCUUGACGGCUUGGGAGGUACGCACCGAGCUGGAACAGAUCCUGCGUCGGUUCCGACGGCCACGCCCUAACUGUGAUCAACUCGUGCCGGAACUGGUGGAGCCUUCGCUUGCGGCCGACAAGCUCGCACCAGCUGAUCAAUCGACGCCGACUGGCAAGGCAACCGUCGAACCGACGGGCGUGGACCCGAUCGUAAACGUGUCGGUAAAGACGAUCGUCAACCCUUCGCCCAGGUUCGAUCUGAGCACGGAACCAUUUUCCCGCACCCUUGAAUCGACGGUAAAUCAGCGCCGCACGGAAGAGUGCUUCAAAUCGAAAGGCGAGCGGACUUACAAGGUGAAGACAACGACGUAUCGCUUCACUCCUUCCACCCUUCACCGACUGCAGGAUGUGGUGGGCGAUGGUGGUUCGGUAGGUGGAAUAAGCAUGGCCAGUUCUGCCGGUACGGCACCGCUGGAACAGCAGCCGUCGGCGAGCGGAAGACGUUCGCACGCGGCGGUCAGCACGGCGGGUGGUGUCGAUCAGCCGCUGGUGUCCGGCGCGGGUCGCAAUUUCAGUCGGUUCAAUUUUAACUUGAAUCUACAGUAUUCCGCGAGCUCCUCGUACAACAACGCUGUAGCGGCGGCAGUGUCUACUGUCCAUAAUGGUGGCUCUCCGAAUGCGGCGCAUCGUACGCGUACGGAAAGAUCCAACGCUUCGAGCGAUCGCCCAUCAUUACCCCGGGUGUUAAGCGUUAGCCAAACGGUUCGAGUGAUAAGAUCCGGCGCAGGACACCAACAGCUACCGACGACACCACCACCACCACCACUGCCCAUAAACGCGUCCGAUGCCAAUGGUGCCGUGUUCGGUACGGAACCGAGCCUAGAGCAGCAGGCAAACGGAUCAUCGCUGGCAUCGCUCCCACCGGCGGCACAGCGUCUGUACGCCAUCAUGAACUACAUAUCGCUCAACAACAGUCGUCAGCCGGCGGGAGCUGCUGACACUCGAUCGACCAUGACACCGGCCGCGACGCCACCGGCACCGCUCGCCGAGAACGAUCCGGGCGCCGGGCUCGACUUUAACGGCGUCAUCACACCGGACAUAGCGGACAAAAUUGUGGCCUACUUGAUCGUGCACUUGCGCAGCCUCGAUUGGGUCGCGAACGUGUUCCGCUCGAUCGAUGGUGGUGCCGGCAACGAUCCCGAGCUGCGCGUGAACAAUCUGCUCGAGCUGUUGCGUCAGCUCGGUGUGCGGAUGGAGGCCUGCCACGGACAGAUAGUGAUCCGUGCCGUGCAGACACGCGAUCGGCUGCAGUUCCUUAGUUUGCUGCUGCGUAUCGCUGGCUACAAUGAUAAGUACUUUCACCAGCGGUCCGCUUAGCAACCGCAGUAGCAGCAUUAGACGUAGUAGGCCAGCUUCAACAAUCGUGGGAGCAUCGGCUCUUUUCUCCCUCACGAGUCGGCGGCAGCGGCGAUGACGGCCCCAUCGUCUCACAUUCGUCUGCGCACUGAGGGGGGGAUUUUUUUUCUCUUUUUUAUUUUAUUAUUGGUAUAGGAAUCAUUUAAUCACACAAACGAUACUAGAUAAGCGAAGGGAGGGAAUGCUUCUUAGUAGCAACAGCAGGCUGGUAGCUAGGGAAAACCUGUCGAUAAGCGAUUUCCCGUCACAUCUCACGCAUACAUACGUUCUUUUCUUGACUGACUGACUAAACGAAACGCUCGUUAGCUCAUUAUAGGAGGUUUCCUUUCAUAGCGCUCUGGUGGUUCGAUGCGUACCACUGCCUGGGUGCGCCACUCUCUUUUGGGGUUAAACUCAGAUGAUUUUGUUUGAGGAAAACAGCGACUGUCCGGUUUUAUUGUGGGUGAGCUGAUCGGUCGCCGUUACUGUCGUUACGAUUGGCGGCCGGUUAGAUUGAUUGCUUUGCGAUUCAUUAAAAAUAAUCAAAUAUAUAUUUUAUUUUAUUGUGAAAACAGAGAAACAGCGAAAUGGAAGAAAAAUAAUCAUGCUUUAUGCACAUC
Anopheles stephensi (Asian malaria mosquito) is the source of this 3557-nucleotide messenger RNA. Its product is annotated as serine/threonine-protein kinase par-1-like. NCBI's taxonomy places the organism in Eukaryota, Metazoa, Arthropoda, Insecta, Diptera, Culicidae. The transcript has 4 exons. The record is from RefSeq and is a predicted model, not a curated record. Gene Ontology annotation, biological process: protein phosphorylation. Gene Ontology annotation, molecular function: protein kinase activity; ATP binding. Bases 475 to 2919 code for a protein of 814 amino acids.